UAUAUAUAUAUAUAUUCGGCAGGACGCAAAUUGCGAUUUCUGGUUCUAACAGCGAUGGGUGUUAAGUUUAUGCUGUUCUAGGACAGACACUUGUAAUUUUGUAGAUAGGUGCCAUCGUUUCUAAGGAACUUAACAAUAUCCAUCGUCAGGUAGAAGAAGUUCAUUAUUCAACACAAGUGUAGGGAAAGCUCCGUAGAAAUUGCAUAGCCUCAAUGGCAGCUACGGGUUGUUUGGGAGGAAACUUGUGAAUGUGAUGAAUAUGCCACAUGAAAAACCGAAAACUGUAAAAUAGCGACCUAUAUUACACGUAUUGUGUCAAGCGUAGUUUUCAGUUACAUAGAUGUGAAAGCCUACAAAUCCAUUUGCACAGAAUAAUGUUAAGACAAUGUUUUUAGAGGGAGUGUGUUGUGAUUUGAGGUUAUGUUAUUAGAUGCUAUUUAAAAUCUCCACAAAGAUAAACAGGCAACGAAAAAUAGAAGUCCAUCACCUUGCAUUAUUGUUGUUUAAUUCCCACGGCCACAGACUUAUCUAAUAAAGAAUUAAGUAUAAAAAUACUUAUUACUAUGGUGGACGUGAAGUUAAGCUUGCCAACUUUACCACCAGAUUUCUUGGAACUUUGUUAUCAUCCUUGUGAGAAACUGGAUGUGAAGGAACUUGAAAUUCAGAAUGGCUGUGCCUUUCCAUUUGCCACUGGCUCUCCAUACUUGGCAACUGUGUUGAGCGCACAACAACUUACGUGUGGUGAGGAUGUCAAGAAGGUUGUAGAUGUUUGUUUAGAUAUUCAGGGAUCUGGUAUAGAUUUUCAGCCAGGUGACACAAUAGGUGUAAUUCCUGAAAACUCCAAAGAUGAAGUUGAGAAGGUCAUGAAACAUCUCAAGAUAACUGAAAGAGCCGACACCAUCGUUACUGUGUUAGUGAAACCUGGGACAGUGAAGAAGAAUGCAUGUGUGCCACCACACAUCCCAGUAAAGACUACUCUUAGACACAUCUUACAGACUUGCCUUGACAUCAGGGCAGUCCCAAAAAAGAUGUUUUUACGCAUACUGGCUUCCCACACAGAAGACCCAACUGAGCGACACAGACUGGAGGAACUGUGCAGUAAAGAAGGGAGUGCCCACUACUCAAAAUUUAUAGUGGAGGCAAGAACUACAUUGCUUGACCUAUUAGAAACAUUCCCUACAUGCUGUCCUCCAGUUGAGAUGCUUGUGGAACACUUGCCUCGUCUUCAGGCCCGUCCAUAUUCAGUUGCCUCUUCUCCACUCCAGAAGAGCAGAGGAUGCUCAGAAUUACACUUUGUGUACACUCUGGUGAAGUUUCCUGCUUCAAAACAUGAUGGGUCUGGUGCCCGUUAUGGCGCCUGUACUGGCUGGCUAGAUUCCCUGACGAGGAUCAUUCAGACAGCUGCAAGUCCUGAUGACUCUGUCACUGAAGAGCUGAGGAAGUUAAGCUUGCAGGAUAAACUGACGGAGUUGAAGGUCCCUGUGUACCUGAGGAAAAGUACAGGUUUCAGGCUUCCAAAAGACUCUUCAGUGCCUGUGAUCCUUAUAGGACCAGGAACAGGAGUGGCCCCCUUCAUAGGUUUCCUUCAGCAUCGCCAGGCAGAAUGGCAAAAGUCAAGUGACUUGGUCUUUGGAGAGAUUUGGUUGUUCUAUGGGUGCAGGUAUGAGGAUAAGGAUUUCCUUUACAGGUCAGAGCUGAACAAGUAUAUUGAAGAUGGCAUCUUAAAUCGUCUAUUUUUAUCAUUUUCACGUGAUAAAAGAAAGGAAAAAAUGCCAAGAUAUGUUCAGGAUAAUAUCAAACUUUAUGGCAGGGAGUUUGUUAACCAAGUUUUUGAAAAGAACAGUACAGUCUAUAUAUGUGGAGAUGCCAAGAACAUGGGAAUGGACAUACUUAAUGCCAUAGUGUCUGUGAUUCAGAAUGAAAGAGGAAUUGAAGAACAGAAUGCCAGAUUAAUUGUAAGUGAACUUCAGAAUCAAGGAAGGUAUCUGCAGGACAUCUGGAUAUGAUAUACUCCAAUAACAGUAUGCUGAUUGUGUGAAUUUGAAAAACUGGAAACAAAACAUUUUCACAAGAAUGAUCAGAAGCCAUUGGUAUCAGAAUGAGGAUACAGUGCAAUUUGCCUACAUCAGAAUUAGGGUGCCAAUUUGUAUACAUGUCUUUGGUUUUUGGAAAUAUGAAGUUAAUCUUCACUUUUGUCAAGACAUUGUUGAAACAUUUUCAUCACCUUCUAUUAUGACCACCUGGUUGCCAAAAUAUUUUUGGUCAUUGUAAACACAUUUUUGUUCCCUACAGCCCUAUUAGAUAACACCCUGCUCCUCUGCUUCUUCCAAUGACAGCUUCGUCUCUGACUCAACUGCCAGCUGAAGGUGUGUAUGAGAGGUGCUAAUUCCCCAGUUCAUCAUUAACUGUGAAGAUGGCAAUGGUAAUGUUAGCUGAAACAGAAGAUCUUCAGUAUUCCAUGUGGUCUAUUCUUAAAAGCUGAAGUGACAAAUUAUGCUACAGCUGUGAAAAUGUAAGGACAAGUAUUACAUAUUUGUAGCUAUAUCCCACAGGAGGAAGUUGGCACCAUACUGAUGUAAUUUUAAUCUUCAUUAUUUCAGAUUUAAACAAAGUUAUAUAUGUUAUAAUUAAAUUAGAACAUAACAAUUCGAGAAAUUUUAUUCCAUUAAGUGUUUAUGCUCCAGUGUAUACAAAUAUUUUG
This is a messenger RNA of Cryptotermes secundus, 2701 nucleotides long. RefSeq names its product methionine synthase reductase. Gene Ontology annotation, cellular component: cytosol. Gene Ontology annotation, biological process: homocysteine metabolic process. Gene Ontology annotation, molecular function: flavin adenine dinucleotide binding; [methionine synthase] reductase (NADPH) activity; FMN binding. The coding region runs from base 564 to 2006 and encodes 480 amino acids. Lineage: Eukaryota; Metazoa; Arthropoda; Insecta; Blattodea; Kalotermitidae. The record is from RefSeq and is a predicted model, not a curated record. The transcript is spliced from 10 exons.